Messenger RNA from Cyclopterus lumpus (lumpfish), 2356 nucleotides. Its product is annotated as dimethylaniline monooxygenase [N-oxide-forming] 5-like. The record is from RefSeq and is a predicted model, not a curated record. NCBI's taxonomy places the organism in Eukaryota, Metazoa, Chordata, Actinopteri, Perciformes, Cyclopteridae. Gene Ontology annotation, molecular function: flavin adenine dinucleotide binding; NADP binding; N,N-dimethylaniline monooxygenase activity. Bases 31 to 1701 code for a protein of 556 amino acids. The transcript has 10 exons.
AGCCUCAUCCGGGAUCCUCGGAGCUGAAGGAUGACCCGCCGCGUGGCCGUGAUCGGAGGCGGCAGCUCCGGGCUGGCCUCCAUCAAGACCUGUCUGGAUGAGGGGCUGCAGCCCGUCUGCUUCGAGAGCAGCGACGACAUCGGAGGCCUGUGGAAGUUUAAGGAGAACCCAGAGGCGGACAGGGCCAGCAUCUACCAAUCUGUCAUCAUCAACACCUCCAAGGAGAUGAUGUGUUUCAGUGACUUUCCCAUCCCUGCACACUACCCCAACUACAUGCACAACUCCCUCAUCGUGGACUACUUUCGGAUGUUCGCUGACCGCUUCCAGCUCACCCGGCACAUCCGCUUCAACACCAAAGUCUUGCAGGUGAAGCAGAGGUCGGACUUCUCUCGCUCCGGCCAGUGGGACGUCGAGACGGAGAACAAGGACGGCGAAAAGGAGAAACACAUUUUUGACGCCGUGAUGAUCUGCAUUGGACAUCACUGCCACCCCAACCUGCCGCUGCACGACUUCCCAGGAAUCGACUCGUUCACGGGAAAGUUCUUCCACAGCCGAGACUACAAGACCGCCGACGAGUGGAGGCACAAAAAGGCCGUCGUGAUUGGGAUCGGGAACUCUGGAGGGGACAUCGCGGUGGAGCUGAGCAGAGUCACCAAGCAGCUUUAUCUGAGCACUCGGAGAGGAGCCUGGAUUCUGAACCGGGUCGGGAACUACGGGUUGCCAUUGGAUAUGGAAUUCAACCGGCUGGUGGACUCUCUGAAGAGCAUCCUUCCCCAUAAUCUUUUCUGUGGUCUCGUAGAGAGCCAGCUCAACCAAAGAUUUGAUCACGCUCUGUACAAUCUUAAGCCAAAGCACAGGAUGUUCAGCCAACAUCCCACGGUGAACGACGAGCUCCCCAACCGCAUCCUGUCGGGGACGGUUCAGGUGAAGCCCAACAUCCGCAGGUUUCAGGGGUCCAGUGUGGAGUUUGAUGACGGGAGCGUCGUGGAAGACGUCGACCUGGUGGUGUUUGCCACAGGCUACAGGUUCUCCUUUCCAUUCCUGGCCUCGCAUGUGGUCUCGGUGUCCGAGAACAAAGCGUCUCUCUACAAGUACGUGUUUCCUCCGGAGUUGGACCGCCCCACUCUGGCUAUCAUUGGCCUGGUGCAGCCGCUGGGGGCCAUUAUGCCCAUCUCUGAGAUGCAGGCCAGGUGGGCCACGCGAGUCUUUAAAGGCUGCAUCAAGCUUCCCUCAGCUGCUUCCAUGCUAGAAGACGUCCAGUGCAAGCAGGAGACGAUGGCCAAAAGGUACGUCUCCAGUCAGAGACACACCAUCCAGGUGGACUACAUCUCCUACAUGGAUGAGAUCGCGGAGCUGGUGGGAGUUCGACCCAGCCUGCCCAGGCUGCUGCUGACCGACCCCCGGCUGGGACUGAAUUUGAUGUUCGGCCCCUGCACGCCGUACCAGUACCGUCUCAGAGGACCGGGGAAGUGGGCCGGAGCCCGGCAGGCCAUCUUCACGCAGUGGGAGAGAGUGGCUCGACCCAUGCAGACCCGACCCUGCCAUGACCCCAAACCCGAGAGGUCGUUGAAGUGGCUCCUGGUUGUGGCGGCUGCUGCCGUGGGCUUGGCUGGCUACGUCAACAGGAACGGCCUCCCAGCUCUCCUCCAGGACCCCACGGCCCUGUUGGACAAGAUCAAAGUCUACCUGCCCGCACAGUGAUCAGUGUUACGGUUUCAUGUAUCAUGCAUGUAUUCAGUUCUUACACUACUACCCCAGAAAGGAAGAACAUACUGAGGCCAUGAAGGCCCACUGAUGUUAAACAAUGCUAAACAUAUUCAACAGAGUCAGUACACCGGUCUGGGUUCUCUUAACUUCUGUAAUCUAGAACUUUUAUUGAUACAUACAAAUACAGAGGGUCCUUGCUUCUCACUGUAUCAUCUCAACGAUUACAUUCCUUUCUACCUCAAAAACCCUGAUGAACUUGGAUAUCUUUUGAGGGGGCAAAUGAUCAAUGUCAGCAUUUAAGAUGCAGUAUUUUGAGCAAUACGCUGUCUGUUUUUACGUACUUUUUCAUUUGCAUUCAAUAUAUUAUGGGAGAAAAUAUGAUUGAAACAACAACAAAAUCAGUGUUCACACUUUUUAAAAUGUGUAUUAUGGCUUCAUUUACAAUGCUGAGAGGCAUUGAUGCUACAUUUGAAUGGUUUGGUGUCAUUACCAGUUCUUUUUAUUAACAAAUGUUUACUCAAUUAAUUCAUAUGUAAUGUGCAUUGCCCAGAUUGCUUUCUACAGAAUGGUGUGUGUGGGUAUUUUAUAUAUAAUUCAUCCAAAAAACUAAUGCACAGUCCACGGUUGUAUGAAUAAACAGUAUCCACUA